GCACUUUUUCGCUAUUUGUACUUUCUAAGAACAGAUGCGCCAGCUGUGUAGUGUGUAAUGUGUAUAAAGAUUGUAGUAUAGCAGUAGCACGACUAGUAUCCACUAUCCAGAUCCUGAGUGGUUUUAACAUUGGUAUUUUCAAUACCGUGCAGGCUUCGGUUAUAUAUAGGUUAUUCAUAGUGUUUGUUGCUCUCUGUCAUUGUAAUGCACUUCUCCAUCCCUGAUACAAAGGAAUCUUUGGAUGAUAAUGGCAGCACUUAUUUGGCUUACAACAUCCAAGUGAAUGGAUGGCAUCACUGCAGUUUGCGGUACAGGCAGCUUCUGAACCUGCAUCAUCUUCUCCAGCGUGAAUUGCCCACAAUCUCCCUGCCUGCCUUCCCACCUAAGAAGAUACUGCCCCUAUCCUUGCUUCAAACUGAAGACAGGAGACAUGCUCUUGAGAAGUAUAUCCUGGCAUUAAGUCAAGAACCACGGGUGCUUCUGAAUCAUCAUUUCAAUGGGUUUCUUGCCUGUGCUCAACAUGAAAGCUUCACUGGUGGAGGCAGCAUACAGGAGGUCCCCAUCCAAGUCUUUCUCAUGAACGGACAGAGGAUUGUAGUGACUGCAACUGAUGCCUUCCAGACACAACAUUUGCUUCAGUUGGUGUGUCAGCAAAUUGGUCUUCCAUGUGAGCUGAUGAAUUACUUUGCCCUUUACCUGGUGAAGAAGCAAGAUAGUGAAUUGACAUUGGUGAAGAAGCUGCAAAACUUUGAAUGUCCCUACAUCUCUCAGAAAAGCAUGAGAGGUUCUCAUAGAAUUGUUCUGCGAAGAAAUUACUGGGUAUGUGCGGGCGACAGUGCAGUAGAAGACCAUGUCUUGUCACACCCCGUGGGUCUCGGGCUCGUGUACGGUCAGGUCGUGGCAGAGGUUCAGUGCGGUUGGGUACUGGCCACUCCUGAGCAGCAUCGCGCCCUGGCGCAACUACAGGCGCGAGGCCAAAAGAAGGAGUACCUGGAGGCCGCUCGCACCCUGAGGUACUAUGGCUGCACGUUGUUCUCUCCGUGCGUGUGUGACUUCCCUGCUCCCAACACGCCCGUCACCGUCGCUAUUGGCAACAAUGAACUCAACUUCAGGAUAUCUGGAGAAGAUGGCGUUGUCAAAGAAGGAAGUUUCAAAGUUACAAGAAUGCGCUGUUGGAGAAUCUCAACUCAUCAGAAGAGUCCAAACUCGGUCUCGCCGUGCUCAGACAUCGAAGGCUGCAUUUCAAAUGACCGCAAUGGAACUUCGAAAGCACUUUCAGGCUCCAGACAGAACAGCACUAAUAGCAACAGCAGUGGCUUUGGUAGCACGCAUAGUUUGAGCAGCAGCAGCGGUCCUCAUAACAAUGGUUCGCUGGAACCGAACAACACAACUGCCACCGACGGAGAUCGUCAGGAUUUUGAAGACUUAGCCUCGUCUUCAAAACAUUCUAAUUUGAGUGGCCGUCUAGCAAGUCCAUUGAAUGGCUGCAGUGCGAUGCCCAACCUCGCCGGCAGUAAUGGUCAAGGAAGCAGUGACAACGGCGUUACUGAAGUUCUGCAGAGGCCAGACGCAGCAGGAGGCGGAGCGGUGUUGGAGCUGUCCUUUGAGUAUCUGCUGAGGGCCGGAGAGAUGAGAUGGGUGCGGGUGCUAAGCAACCAAGCUGUGCUCAUGUCCCUGUGUCUGCAGUCCAUGGUACAACAACUCAUUGGCGCCUCUGCACCAGGGUCAUCACCUACACCCCCUGCGUGCCCUGCGGUCACAGAGCUGCCUGUCCACUACACCAAAACUGAUGGAUCUUCUGUGCUUGUAUACACGUACCAAGUUAGACAACCGAGGAACAGUACGGCGGGGUUAGUUGCGUUGGGCGAACUGUCACUUCGAAGACUUACUGAGAAGUUUGCUGAGCUGAACGGCAGUAACAAUAGCAGUUCAGCAGCAAGUCAGCAACAGCCGUCUCAGCAGCUGGGUUCUUCUGUUGUCAGUUAUCAGCAGCUUAGCCAACACGUCGUGGAAAAUUCAGCCUUCAACAUCAUCACUGACCAACAUUUGUAAUGAAGGGAGAACAGUAACGCUAGUUCCAUAUACUACGUUGCUUGACUGGCUAGGUAAAGUAUUCAACUGAACGUUAUUCAAAAUUAUUUGAAGGUUUACUUAUUAGUUGUAUGUGGCUUGCUUAGAAGACAAAAAUUUGGAGACGUCGGAGCGCUAAAUUUUGUUUUGCUGGCUUCGAGACAAUUUAAGCUCUAAUUAGCGAUUAUUCAUUAUAUCUUCAACAAAUUUAAAUUCUGGAACGUUUUUUUUUUUGCUUUUUAUACAUAAUUUUGGCUAGCGUACUUCCUGGCUUGCUGCAUUUACAAAAAAAAUCACGACUGAGUUUGUGUUCAUGUACGUCCUAAAAUAAAACGAGUUGAUGAGAGAAAAAAUUCCACGGUCUUCUGCAACACCGAAGGCAGAAUGAAUUUUUAGUACUAGGACGUGGUUUGAACAAUCCAGUGAUUUUUAAAAGUGGUUAUACUUCGUGUUUGAACAUUUUAAAUACAUUUCCCACUCUUGGGUUUAGUGGUUUUAAACUUUUCGGUAUCUUGUUGAUCUAUUUUUUUAAUGAACCCUGAUUGCUCUAUCUGUACGCUUGACUAUGGCGGUUUGUGAGUGAUGUAAUUUCAAUUUUUCGAUCUUAUACUUAAGUUAGCGUUUAUCAAAUAUCAAUCGAGUUGAAUAUUUCAAAAUGUAAUCUGAAAAAUCUUGAUUUGAGAUUUUGCUUUUGUUGCAUGCGUUGUUUGUUGUUUCUAAACAUCAGUGAUCUUUAUUACGUAUUGAAUUAUUAACUUUAUUCAACUUUCCUGACGCCUGUUAUUAUGAUUUCCGUUGUGAAUUAAUUAUUGACUUACAUUAUGUUCAAAUUAACAUCUUUUCAAUGCCCAAUUUAUUUUUUUUACAUUUUCAGCAAAGUAAAUGUUUUGAGUACUAAAUUGCUGGGAUAAAUUUUGAAUAUUUGAACCUGAAUUUUGCUGAACUGUUCAUGUUUGUAAUUAUUGGAUGCCACAUUGUGAUCAUAUUGAUUGCAAUCCAUUGAUUAGAUUGGACGCCACAUUGAAAAACUAAAAUUAUGCAAGUGACUUUAGAUUUUUUAAGCAAAGAUAAGCACCUCAUAAUAACUCCAAAAUUUGAGCUUGUAUACUAUUUGAUUGAAUCUCUUUAUCAUUACUUGAAGGCAAUUCCAGUGUUUGAGAACCUAUCCUGUAUACAUCGUAUUCGUUCUUGAAUUCUUUACUGUCUGUGUUUUAAAUAUGUCCUUUUAUUAUUCCGUUGUGCAAAGUUGGCCAUGCAUUGAUUAUAUUUCUUUUUCUUUCACGAUGGCCCUUUUCUGAUGUGGUACUUAUUUUCUGACAGGGUUUUUAACACUUAAACUGUUUUGCUCAGUUAGACGUUCCGCAUUCGUGAAAUUCUUAGAUGAGUAUAGUACGCUACUCUAGCUCCCUGAAAAUGUGUGUGGAGCAUUUUUGCAGGGUCCUGCCAUGUUAUUUGAAAUAAUACUCUUCAUUUGGUUUGCUGGAAUGCGGUUUGUUCCUUGAAGAUUAUUUUGAAUUAGUUUCAGGCGUAGAUGGCGGUUUGUUUAUAAAGUCUUGUGUCAAAUUAGUACAUUAGGACAACUGGAUGGUGCUAAAUGGCCCUCAAUGUAGUCGUAAACUGGAUGUGUAUCGGAUCCUCAUGUUGUUGAAUAAUUCGAUGUUUGGCUUUUGAUGUAACAAUGUUAGAUUAGUAAUAGACAAUCUGAAUCAUUCAAGAAUGGUGAUGUGAAUUAAGGAUAUGGUUGACCACUCUAAGACAUAAUUAUAUAGAGCUUAUUGUUGUUGUUUUGACGUUGCUCUUUGUACCGACCAUAUAUGACUCUGAUAAUUAUGACUGUAUUUUUAUACUGUUGUAUGUGCUACUGCAGAGCCUGUAGCUAUUUUUGGACAUUUUUUCCCAGUUGUGUCGUUUUAUAUUCUUGGCGAAAAACGUUCACGUUUUUAAAUUAUUAUCAAAUUGUGUAAUUUGCAACCGUGGUCCUAUUUCGUGCACACUUAUAAUCGUUCGAUGCGUCUUACUGUUCAUGCUCUCAGAUCUGAUAUGAAAAUAAGAUUGAUAAAAAAUAUUAACUUUAAAUACGGAGAUUAUUUUUCUCGUUGAAAAUAACUGGUUCUACUUUUUUUCGCUAUUUGACUUUGCAAGCUGCCAAUUUGAAGGCAUUUGUGAGAUUCUAUGUCCUAGUUUGAUUGAAUCUUUCACAUCUAUAAUCUAUAUGAUUUCUAAUUUCUGUAACGGAGUAAAAAUAUAUAACCUGCGAUACAUUCAUUCCUCUACGUUCCUUGUAGUUUAAGUUGUAUUUAAUGUUGUAUUCCAGCUUUUAUUGUUUUAUGCGUUUUUAUUAUAAUGCAUGUAUUGAAUUUUCUACGAGUUUUAACCCGUCUGAAUAGCUAUUUGGUCAUGUAUUCUUCUAUGAACUAUUGCUUAUUGCUGAUAGAUUUUUAUACAAGUUGUUUCUCAAGUUGUUACAAAUUGUUGCCUAAAGGCAAAUACAAAUAGUUGCAUGUGAUACAAUUGGCACGUUUUAGAUUUCGUGGAAGUUCGAGGUCCAUGUAAUUUGUGUAUUACGAGGAAUUUAUUAUCUUCAUUUUUUUGCCAUGUAAACAAAUGAUCGCAGAACUCUUUGAUUUGUGCGUACCGUACAAGCAAUUAAUAUCUGCUCUACAGGGUGUAGGUUUUGCAUUUAAAUACUGGAGUAUUUCAGAACGGGCUUCCGAGGUUAUGGAAUUGCGAGUUCCAGAAACGAGUGCGUCUGUCACGGAUUUUUUUCGUUGAUUUCAAAUUUUUUUAGAAAAGAUAGCUUCAGGUUUUUGAAACGAUAGCGAAAGUAUCACGUGUUCAUUAAAUUUCUUAUUUGCUCAGAAAAUUUUACAAUAGGGUUUACUGUUUUUAUACAAUAUUAUUGGAUACAUGACUAGCAGAUACAUGGCUUGCUUAAUUCUAAUGGGGACCUAAACACCGUUUUUAAGUAUUACUUGCAUUUUAAGGUUUAAUGCCUUCAAAAUAAAUGCUUAAUGAAUGAAUAAAUUUUGUGACCUAGAGAUGGGGACAAUAGUCGGGAAAUGUACACAUUAAAAUUCUAAUAAUAAUCUUUCUGUCGGCGAUAUACAGUAUGUGCAACAAGAGGACCGAGGACCUUCAAAGGUACAUUGUCCUACACUUAAUCUAGAAACUGGAAUUGUAAAUUUUCCAUGAUCUUGAAAUUUUUGUCAGGACACGACGUUAAUUCGUGACCGUCCAAAUGAGUAACUGAGGAUCACGGUGAACAUCAAGCUUAACUGCCGCUAACGUAUCUAAAAUCUUUCUUAUUUCAUCUCUUUGACCUCCACGUAUUAUUUUUGGGUGCAAACAUGUUGUAUCCUAAAAAUUUAUUCAUGCAGAUUAUACAUAUUGCUAUU
Molecule: messenger RNA, 5465 nt
Organism: Hyalella azteca
Lineage: Eukaryota; Metazoa; Arthropoda; Malacostraca; Amphipoda; Hyalellidae
Gene: Snx17
Product: sorting nexin-17
Exons: 11
Coding region: 205-2052 (615 amino acids)
Biological process (GO): signal transduction; intracellular protein transport
Cellular component (GO): early endosome
Molecular function (GO): phosphatidylinositol binding
Source: RefSeq, a predicted model, not a curated record